AAGACGCCCUUGAAAAAGGAGGAGUUGGAGAAAAUCGCGCAGGAACUCAAGAAAAAGCUCUCCCGCGCGUCCGUGGCGGCCAAGCAGCUGCUCUCGGCCACGGCCACGGGCGCCGGCCGCUCCUUGCUGCCGGACUCGCCCGUUCUGCAGACGCUGCUCCCGAAACUGAGCCCCUUGAAGAACUACUACAUGUGGCGGCGCCAGAUCGCUGGCGCCACGGCCAAGAACGUGACGCUGCUGCCCGUGUUGUACUCGCCGGGCCGCCGGCUGCCCACGCUGACCAAGCCGUCGAUCUUCUUGUCCAGCUCGCCGUUGAAGAACUUCAACGCAGGCCUCUCUCCGGCAGAGCCCUCGCCCGCGGGCGCCCUGUCGCGCAAAGCGUCCAUGGACUCGGAGGCGCUCACCGAGCUCAACGACUCCCCGCCGCACAUGGUCUUGGAGGAGAUCCACGGGCCGCAGACGCCGCCCAAGCGCGAGGCCUUGCACCCGCUGCCCGUGUUGUCGUCCAACCCCCCGAGCGGGCGGCGCACGGGCCCGAAGCCGGCGCUGACCACCCCGACGUUGGCGAAAAAACCGCUCAGCACGGGCCCAAACGCGUUGCUCAAGACGCCCACGCAGGCGGCCCGCGGCGACGCGUACAACGACGACGAGGGCGCCGACUUGCUCAUGUACUUGGCCGCGUCGCCGUCGGUGCCCAAGUCCGGCGCGGCAAACACGCCGCGGGCGCCGCACAACGUGGCGUUUGCAGGCCACCCUGGCGCCUCGAAACCCCACAGCGGCAGCCUGUUCAUGGCGCCGCCGCUCACGCCGAAGCGGCCCUUGAUCUCGACGGCCAAGACCCCGCAGAACAGGCUCACGCCGUCCGUGUACGGCGGCUUGGCCGUGCCGGGGAGCACGCUCCCGUCCGCCGGGCUCGCGUUGACGCCCGCCGGCUUCAACAUGAACGACUACGUGAACUUUUUCACGCCGUCGCCGGGCACGGCCGCCGCGGCGCACGGCGGCUUGGCGGGCCGCACGCUUCUCAAGACGCCCGACUUCCAUGGCCAGGUGCAGAGCGCACACACCUCCGUAGACGGCAAGAUGAUCAACUUCGACAAGGCAGAGCUCUUU
This is a messenger RNA of Metschnikowia bicuspidata var. bicuspidata NRRL YB-4993, 1110 nucleotides long. RefSeq lists its product as uncharacterized. Lineage: Eukaryota; Fungi; Ascomycota; Pichiomycetes; Serinales; Metschnikowiaceae. The transcript is spliced from 2 exons. The annotation marks the transcript as partial. The record is from RefSeq and is a predicted model, not a curated record.